AGAUGGAAAAGAUAAGGUUAGAGGCAAGCUGCCUUUGAACGACUCUCUAAAGAUCAACUGCAUCCUGCCCCGGUCCCGCUGCUGUUCCUCCCUUUCAGUCGCACUGAGGGGUGAUGCCCAAGGCGCAUCCCUUUUCAGAACUGGACCAUGAACAACUUCAUCCUCCUGGAAGAACAGCUGAUCAAGAGGUCCCAACAGAAGAGAAGGACUUCACCCUCAAAUUUUAAAGUCCGUUUCUUUGUCUUAACGAAAACCAGCCUGGCGUACUUCGAGGACCGCCACGGGAAGAAGCGCACAUUGAAGGGCUCCAUUGAACUCUCCAGAAUCAAGUGUGUGGAGAUUGUCAAGAGUGACAUUAGCAUCCCGUGCCACUAUAAAUACCCUUUUCAGGUCAUGCAUGACAACUACCUCCUGUACGUGUUUGCUCCGGACUGUGAGAGCCGGCAGCGCUGGGUGCUGACCCUUAAAGAAGAAACGAGGAACAACAACAGCCUGGUAUCCAAGUAUCACCCUAAUUUCUGGAUGGAUGGGCGGUGGAGGUGCUGUUCCCAGCUGGAGAAGCUCGCAGGAGGCUGUGCUCCCUACGACCCAACCAAGAAUGCUUCAAAGAAGCCUCUUCCUCCUACUCCUGAAGACAACAGGAGGUCAUUUCAGGAACCUGAAGAAACCCUGGUCAUUGCCUUGUACGACUACCAAACCAACGAUCCUCAGGAGCUGGCGCUGCGGUGUGACGAAGAGUACUACCUGCUGGACAGCUCUGAGAUCCACUGGUGGCGCGUUCAAGACAAGAAUGGGCAUGAAGGGUAUGCACCAAGCAGUUACCUGGUGGAAAAAUCUCCAAAUAACCUUGAAACCUAUGAGUGGUACAAUAAAAGCAUCAGCCGAGACAAAGCUGAGAAACUUCUGUUGGACACGGGUAAAGAGGGAGCAUUCAUGGUCCGAGACUCCAGGACGCCCGGGACAUACACUCUCUCUGUUUUCACCAAGGCCAUCAUAAGCGAGAACCCCUGUAUAAAACAUUAUCACAUCAAAGAAACAAAUGACAGCCCCAAGCGGUAUUAUGUGGCUGAGAAGUAUGUGUUUGACUCCAUCCCUCUCCUCAUCCAGUAUCACCAGUACAAUGGAGGAGGUUUGGUCACUCGACUCCGGUAUCCAGUUUGCUCCUGGAGGCAGAAAGCACCUGUCACAGCAGGGCUAAGAUACGGGAAGUGGGUGAUCCAACCGUCAGAGCUAACUUUCGUGCAGGAGAUUGGCAGCGGGCAGUUCGGGCUGGUGCAUCUCGGCUACUGGCUUAACAAGGACAAGGUGGCCAUCAAGACCAUUCAGGAAGGGGCCAUGUCAGAAGAAGACUUCAUCGAGGAGGCAGAAGUCAUGAUGAAACUCUCUCAUCCUAAACUGGUGCAGCUGUACGGGGUGUGCCUGGAGCAAGCCCCCAUCUGCCUGGUGUUUGAGUUCAUGGAGCACGGCUGCCUGUCGGAUUACCUUCGAAGUCAGCGGGGUCUCUUCGCUGCAGAGACCCUGCUGGGCAUGUGUCUGGACGUGUGUGAGGGCAUGGCCUAUCUGGAAAAGGCCUGCGUCAUCCACAGAGAUCUGGCCGCCAGAAACUGUUUGGUGGGAGAAAACCAGGUCAUCAAGGUGUCCGACUUCGGGAUGACAAGGUUUGUCCUUGAUGAUCAAUAUACCAGCUCCACGGGCACCAAAUUCCCAGUGAAGUGGGCAUCCCCAGAAGUGUUCUCUUUUAGUCGCUAUAGCAGCAAAUCAGAUGUGUGGUCAUUUGGUGUGCUGAUGUGGGAAGUCUUCAGCGAAGGCAAAAUCCCGUAUGAAAACCGAAGCAAUUCCGAGGUUGUGGAAGACAUCAGCACCGGCUUCCGGUUAUAUAAACCCCGCCUGGCCUCCUCUAAUGUCUACCAGAUCAUGAAUCAUUGCUGGAAAGAGAAACCAGAAGACCGGCCACCCUUCUCCCAGCUGUUAAGUCAGCUGGCUGAAAUCGCAGAAUCUGGACUUUAGCAGGGGCUCAUUGACCAUCCACAGCCAUGAAUCCUGAGUGAAGGAACAAUGUCCUUUUUCCAGAGCAUUAAAAGCUACCAGCCCAGGACCCCCACAGGUGCCUGGACCAGGGUGCUCGCACCUAUGCAGCCACAACUGCAGCAUCCUAGAAGAGGCUGGAGGGCCAGCCCUGAGCCAACAGCUGGACCACAGCUGGAGCAGUGUCUCUGUGUCCACCCCAUCCAAGCCUCUUGUCAUAUGCUACACUCAAAGCUCCAUCGCCUGCUCUCAGGGCAUCCCUUCCCCUUCUUGGCAGUCAGGAGAGGCAGACGUGGGCCACGCUCUUCUUUUUAUUCCUAUUUUGAGAAUAGUUCAAGCAACCUUUCAUUUGACCAAAGAAGACAAUAUGCCCAUUUUAUGGGUGGAAGAAUAGGAAAGCAUCAUUCUUUUUCUAAGAAAUGCAAGAGGUGAUUAAACCAGGCUGCUCUACUACUGCAAGGCUGACAGCCACAGCUUCCAGCCUCACAUGAGGUGGAGUGGAUGCUUGUGCUAGAGGCUGGAUGUCAUAAGGUGUCGGAGCACACUGCCACCUCGCUUUGAUGGGGCACAGUGAGCUCCACUGGGUGGAUAGAGUGGGGGUGACACAUUCAGGCCCCACAGCUGGACCACCGGGUGUCUGAGGUUGGUCAGGAAUGAGAGGACCUCUGAUGUGAGAAUAAACAGGUACAAAAGAAGUCUUUGGGUAGUUACUGAUCCAGUGGCCUUGUGUCAUGGUGAGCCACGUGCAUGAUGGGAUAUCCUGUUCUGCGUAGAAUGCUGAGGCAGUCACUACAGAACAGCCAUCAUCCAGCCUCUCAGGAGCGGCACUACCCAUAUGAACCAAGAGAGGGCUGCACUGUGAUGGUCCACGUCACUCUUGAGACUUUGGGUUCUCUAGGGACUUAGGGGUUUAGCAAUCUUAAAGUUGCCACAUCAAGGCUCUCAGGAUCCUAGAAAAAGAAGGAGUCUGCUCUUGUGCCAACUUUUGGGAAGGAAAGAGAAUCAAGAACUGGGAGGUGCUUCCAAAAUGCACAAAAUGUCCACUGCCGUCUGGCACUUGCACAGGUGACAUGCGUAUAUCCUGCAUACAGGUUAUUCCCGUGAAUCACAGUUCAUACCAACCCAACCACAUGGUAUUAUUCAUGUUUUACAGAAAGUGGACUUGGUCUUUUAAAAGCCAGACAGCUGCCCCGGUGACAGAACUGGGAAAGAUGGCGAUUGAGAUGCCACCCAACUAUAAAUGCAGUGCAGCCUCUUAGUUUUCUCAACACUGCCUCCUGCUGAGACUGGGCUGCUGAGCACUGGAACACAGGAAAGUCAGUUCUCAGGCAGCACGCCACCCAGCCAUGUCACUCCUACACGGAGCACUGGGGGGCGGGGAGGGGACCCUCCAAACUGAAAUAGGCUGUUCUCUCUCUUCACCUUCAUCCUCACCUGGAUCUGAGUUCACAACCUCAGAGCUACUCAAGAUUAACCCUUUCAUUCUCCCAGCCUACCAGAGUCACAUCGCCUGAGGCCGCAAUACAAGAGCUUCAAAGGUGCUUUCAACUAGUCUCCAACAGACUGUUUCCCGUAAUUAUCCCUUCAACCUAGAGCUGGAUCUUUUGUGAGAAGGAGGAUUCCCUGGUACCAGUCCCACUUGAUUUUCAUGCGGUGUUCAGACAAAGCUCCUGGAAAAAUGAGUAGAGUCACAGAUCCCUCUUCCUAAGCCACAUGGCGUUUUGACUGGCUUGAGAGUCACAAGCAUCACUCCCGGUUGUAAUCACCAUGUCUAGAUAAAACUCUGUCAUUCAGAAAUCGACCUUCCUCAACCGGCCCACAGUCAUGUCUGUUUAUUUCUCAGUCUACUGUGCAUUUUCUUUUGGGAACCCUUAAUUAAGAGAUGGUUUCUGGAACAUUCAAUCUAGAAGAUAAAGAGCAGAACUGAGAGAUGUCUGUGGUGUGGUUUAGCCAUACAGCUCUCUUAAGCUCAGAUGCACAGAGGUUUUGGCGACGACGACUUGUGUGCAACGCUUACUCCAGUGUCCUGCUUGGGAAGCAGGGAUUCUCUUCUGCCGGUUCCCGUCUUACAUUUCUGUAAAUGGUGCCCUGUGUUCACAGAAAGGUUUUGGUUUGAAAUGUAUUCUGUAGGUCUCGCAGUGUUGGGACCAUGUAUGUAUGCCUGGAUCAGGAGAGUAUUUAUUGCUUGGGUUCAAGAUAAAAAUACUGCAGAUAUGUCUUACCCUCUGUAGGGGCCACAAGUCAAUAGUUGCUUAUGGCAAAAAAUAAAGGUACAUAUUUUACCAA
Apodemus sylvaticus (European woodmouse) is the source of this 4311-nucleotide messenger RNA. It is a transcript of the gene Itk, whose product is annotated as IL2 inducible T cell kinase. The record is from RefSeq and is a predicted model, not a curated record. Gene Ontology annotation, molecular function: ATP binding; protein binding; non-membrane spanning protein tyrosine kinase activity. The transcript has 17 exons. Gene Ontology annotation, biological process: NK T cell differentiation; peptidyl-tyrosine autophosphorylation; T cell receptor signaling pathway. Lineage: Eukaryota; Metazoa; Chordata; Mammalia; Rodentia; Muridae. Bases 148 to 2007 code for a protein of 619 amino acids.